This is a messenger RNA of Leishmania braziliensis MHOM/BR/75/M2904, 1902 nucleotides long. RefSeq lists its product as hypothetical. Bases 1 to 1902 code for a protein of 633 amino acids. The transcript has a single exon. NCBI's taxonomy places the organism in Eukaryota, Euglenozoa, Kinetoplastea, Trypanosomatida, Trypanosomatidae. The record is from RefSeq and is a predicted model, not a curated record.
AUGACAUAUCUUCUGCAUUCCUCGUCAUACGCCGCCGCCGUGGCAGCUGCGGAGCGCGACGCCGCCGCCACCGGAGACGCUGGGGAUGGCCCCCUCAGCGUUCUCGUGCGCAGAGUGAACUCUGUUCUCCACGGAGGGCCGUCUCAGGUGAGUCGUGCGAGUAACAUCAUGGGUGACGGCAGCAGCGGUAGUCUCAAGCACUUUGAGAGAAGCGGCGGUGCCUCCUCUACGAACCUCCGUGAGCUGCCGCUCUCCUCAAGGCCUGGCAGCGCAAGGGCGGCGCGUGCUCCCGAGAUAUCGGGCUUCGUCGGGCACAGUGGCGGCUCUGCCACUCCUGCAGCUAACGCAUCUCACCGACUCGCUUCUACACCGGUGGCACCGUCUGCAGGCAAGAAAUACCUUCACCGCUCUCAAUGUGUUCGGCUCGCUGAUGCUGUUGCAGAUGCUGAUCUCUACGAGCGCGCUGUGGAUUACGCUGACCUGGAGGAGGUACUGCGGUGCCCUCUGCCGCCGGUGCCAGGAUGCCCGACGCCAUGCGCCUUUGGCUGGCAGUCGGUAGGCUUGAACGGCGACGACUGCGUUACCGCGGCUGCGGCUCCCUUGCCGCCACCUCCGCCAUCUUCUUCACCCCAGUCACCGCUGGUGUUCCGCUGCAUCGCUGCCGACGCAGACACUGGCAUCUCCGUGUACAGUACCCCGGUGGAGGAGUGUCCGAUGCAUCUCAUGCGCGCCUACGCGGUGCUGCCGUGCUCGCCCGGGGAUGUGUUGCAGUACAUGGAGAGCGACAUUCGACCGAGGUGGGACUCGCACAUACGUCGUAGUGCGUUGCUGCGAGAGCUGUCCCCACCUGAGCAGACCAAAGCGAUGGAGCGUCAGUAUCGCUUGUCGACCUCCAUCGGUACUGCGGGGGCGGCUGUUGGUCAGCGCAACCCAACCAGCCUUUCCGAGCAGAGCCGAGACGCCGCGCGCCAACGGGCGCCAUCCUCUUCACGUACCACGAAUGCUACCGGCGGCGGCUGUGGCAGUGCGGCGGUGUCUGUCCCCACCACUGCUGUCGCCGCUGCUCCUCUGACCUCGUUUCAGUACCUGCCUGGUCAGCGCCGCGUUGCGAUCCACCAUCUUGAGACACGCAGCCCCGUCCCGUUCGCGCAAGACCGCGAUUUUGAAAUUGUCGUCGCAGAGGAGAUUCGGCUGGAUGGCACGGCGUACAUGAAGGCCUUCUCCACCCCGCUGGGCUACCACAUGCCUCUCACCCCGCAUCAGUCCCGGUACGUGCGGGCAGUGGUGGUGCUCUCCGGAAUGGUGGCCUGUCCCCUCGACGCUGCCUGCGUGGAGAAGGUGCUGCCGCCUGUGCUGCUGCGACACCAUCAAGCAGAGGUUCGACACAGUAGGAGGCAAGCAGCUGGCAUACCGAAACAGAAGCCCAGCGCUUCCACUGCCGUCUCGGGCAACGCGGCAGCUUGCGCGACAAAUGUGGCGGCACCGCGCCAGUACUGUGUCGUGGAGUACGUUGGCCUUAUACACCCCAUGGGCAUGCUACCUGCCGUGAUGGUCAACAUGGUCAUCUCAGCCCAGCUGAAUGCGAUGCGCAAGAUGCAGGCCUUCAUCACGCAGCACCCUAUUUCCACUCUCCGACCGAGGCAUGUGGCGUGCCCGGCAAUUGGCGAGGCAGCGAACCACCCGCUGCAGGAGUUGAUGGCGUCGCUGUCGUCGUCGUCGUCGUCGCCCGCACUGCGCAAAAACAGCCACGGGGCGACGUCUCGAGAAAGCGGCGGCGCGCAGAGGACAUACGAGGCCAAGCCGGGGGCAAGUGGCGCCACCCCAACGCCAGCGCUGCUCACCGCAUCUCGGGCCUCGUCAUGGUGGCGGCGACAGGCGCACCGCUUCGCAUCACAUUUGUGA